AGAGUGACGCGCCGGAUAUGCUUGUUGCUGAAGGUGGAGCUACUCUCUGGCAGGUCAACUACGAUCAUUGUAGGGAUCAUGGUUUUCCACAUGGCUGUUCGCUCCAACCCAAUCUUACGGAAAACAAAUUUGGCUGUGUGUAGAGCGUGGAGGUCAUGGAAGUUAAGGCUUAACUCCUCAACAACUUGUGCGUCUUCUGGUCCUGGUUCCCUGGACAGAGCCGAAGAACUGUCUUCAGUUUCCACAGAAAAGCCUCCUCACACGCCUGUCAUGCUCAAAGAGGUGCUUCAAUACUUAGACAUCCAACCAGGGCAGGUGGUCCUGGACAUGACAUUUGGAGGUGGUGGUCAUACCAAAGCGAUACUGAAUAUGGUGCCUGAAGUCACAGUCCUGGCCUUAGACCGAGAUCCUACAGCCAUUUCUCUGGCCGAGCAGUUUGCAAAGGAACACUCUGGCCGCGUGAAGCCAUUGCUUGGCCGAUUCAGCGAGCUUGAGGCCCUGCUGUCCAGCGUGGACAUUAAGCCAGGCAGCAUUGAUGCUGUCCUGUUGGACGCUGGCUGCUCCUCCAUGCAGAUGGAUCAGGCGGAGAGAGGCUUUGCCCUCAGCAAGGAUGGGCCCUUGGAUAUGAGAAUGGAUGGAGAGAGGUACCCCGACAUGCCCUGUGCUGCUGACGUUGUGAAUACCUUAGAUCAACAGGCUCUUGCAUCCAUCCUCACUGCAUAUGGGGAAGAAAGACACGCCAGGAAAAUAGCUUCAGCCAUUGUGAAGGCACGCCGUGUCAACCCCAUCACCCGGACACAGCAGCUGGCCAGCGUGGUGGCAGGAUCGUUUCCUGCAGCUGUUCUCUAUGCACGUAAAGACCGACUCCACCGACCAGCACAUGUUGCCACUAAGACUUUCCAAGCUCUGCGUAUCUUUGUGAAUGAUGAGCUGAAUGAAUUACACGCAGGUCUACGUGCUGCCCGAUCGGCUCUGGCGCCUGGAGGACGUCUCUGUGUGAUCACCUUUCAUUCGCUUGAAGACAGACUGGUCAAAAGUUUCCUCCAGAGAGACGACUUGUCUAAUGUAGAUCACUUCAGCCCGAAGAAACAUGGCAAACAGAAGGAAAAAAUGGCAGAUGAUGUAAAAGGUUGUGGAAGUGCUUAUUGGCUUCCUCUGCAAAAAAAAGUGAUCAACCCAGAAAAGGACGAUGUACAAGAGAAUCCUCGAGGGCGCUCUGCUAAACUGAGGGUGGUACUCAGACGUUAAUUUUGAUAGAAUAGAAAGACAAACUUUUUACAAUUCAAGGAAGUUCAGCAGAGGGUGGAGCUGUAGUCAUAGAGCAACUUUCCACUUUGUCUUUUUUUUAUCUUGACUGUAACUGAACUUCUUUUC
Messenger RNA from Plectropomus leopardus (leopard coralgrouper), 1374 nucleotides. It is a transcript of the gene mettl15, whose product is annotated as methyltransferase 15, mitochondrial 12S rRNA N4-cytidine. NCBI's taxonomy places the organism in Eukaryota, Metazoa, Chordata, Actinopteri, Perciformes, Serranidae. Gene Ontology annotation, biological process: rRNA base methylation. Gene Ontology annotation, molecular function: rRNA (cytosine-N4-)-methyltransferase activity. The record is from RefSeq and is a predicted model, not a curated record.